This is a messenger RNA of Electrophorus electricus (electric eel), 2100 nucleotides long. The record is from RefSeq and is a predicted model, not a curated record. NCBI's taxonomy places the organism in Eukaryota, Metazoa, Chordata, Actinopteri, Gymnotiformes, Gymnotidae.
UUAACGUCGUCUGUAGCUAUGAGCUCACAUCCGGGUUUUUGUUGUGGAAAGCGCCAGUUUUGAAGAUUUUUUAAAACUUUGAUCAAAUGGAAAACGUGAGACAGCAAGGUGUGCUUGACCACUUGAUGAUGUUAGAGAGGGCUGGAACAAGAAGAACGGAAAGGCCUCAGCAUAGUCGUUUGGAGGAACUUCGUAAUGCUAUAGCAACACUUCAUGUGAAAAGAGACCGACUUCGCAUUGAAACAGUAGCGGUAAAGAAUCUAAAACAAAAAAUGGACCAAGGGAUGCCAUUGGAAGAUCAUGAUUAUGGUGACUUAUUGCAACUUGAGAAAGCUCUGCUAACGUCCAGGCAUAUGAAGCUCAAAGAUCUUCAAAGUGCCCAUUCUCUCAUCGCUGGGUAUGACCUGAUGGAGUGUAACCAAGGCAAAAGUGUGUGUGUGUCAUUACACACUGCCUUUGAAGGAGUGUAUGUAGAGACAUAUAACAUGGAAGUGGAUCUCACUCGCACAGUGCAGAUCAGUCGUCACAAUAUACCUCCAUAUGUCCCACUGGAGAUGAUAGCCAAGCAGACUCUCCAGACUGACUUUAAAGGCUUCCUUCAAACCUUAAGCCUUCACCUCAAUGCUUUAGCUGGUCGCAAACAGCAGAUUUCCCUCAUCAUGGAGCUUGGUACAGUAAAAGUGAUUGAGAGAAAUCAACUGUGCAACUUUCUCAUCCUCAUGUGCAAAGCCCAAGAGGAGAGUGAAACAGUUCUGUGCACACUGGAGUAUGGUGACCUCACCCGAUACCUGCCCACCCGUGUCACUAUUGAGAGUGAAAAUACAACACUUGUAGAGUCCCAACAAUGGAGGAAAAACCGGUUGUUGCUCCUGGAGUUUCCAGUCCAUUGUGCUCUUUUAACCAUGAGGAAAAUGGGAAGCAUUGCAUAAAUAAAACAGCAACACAGUUUGUUUAAAAAAACAAAAAAACAAAUUGUGUUCAUUUACACAAUCAGCCUUUUAAAAUGUUUAACAUUUAGCUCAAUUUCCAGAAAUAAAAAAAGACACUUAUUUGCAGGUCGCUGUUGCUCUUGACGCCUGAGGACAAAGGGAGUAUGUGUUGAGCUAGAGUCAUUAGCGGUGUGGCUGAAUAGCAAAACAGAAGUGAGAGUCUGCAGAAAUGAGGCAACUCAGAAAUGGGUUCUAAUAUUUUCCGAAUUACUUGCUGAGCAUUUCUAUAAUAACCUUUCACAAGUAAACCUAGAAUAGAAAGGUUCAGGAAGCUAGCAAAGAAUGUUUACAUACUGCAUUAGUGUGCAUGCAGCCUCAGAUUGUUUCUAGAGUCCUAAGAAAAAUCUGCAUUUUCUUUUGAAGCUUUUCUCUGUGAAAUUGUUUUAGUCUUUCCUUAUUUUGUCUGUCUUGCUUUUCUUGGAUUUCAAGCUCUUUCUGAGAAAUGCUAUCAAUUAAGGCAAUUUCUUUCAAUUGUAGAAUGGAAAAUGGCUCCGUGUUAUAACCCUUCCUUCUGUAUCCUGUCUUAAGAGAGACGUAGGUGUGUUGCUGCAGGGCUGAAUAUGCUGAUUUUGAGGACCUUGUUCCAGAUUCCUGAUCCCUUUCACAUGAAAGGGAUUUAGCUGAAAAAGUUCCUCUAACUGCAGGAGCAGAUCUUGAGUAACGAAUAUUAUGCAGAUUAUUUGUUGUCAUUUUUGCUUCUGAGAUAGUUCUCAUUGCAUUAUUAAUAGUUGCAUAAGGUUCACAGACUCUCAAAUGCAGCAACUUUUUUUGAUCCUUCAAUAUAAGUUCUCUCUCUUGAUAAAGUAAUUUGAGGCUUAGUCUGUACUUUCUGUGAAUUUCGUCCAGUUUCCACUGUAGAUAAGUGUCCUCCUUGUGAUUCAUUAACCGCACAUCCAUGUAUAGCAAAGACUUGGGUUGUUUAAAGCUUUCCUUUGUAGUCAUUAUGAUCUAUUUUCCUGAUUUAAAAAAAAUCAAAAGUGGAUUGGUUGUAAGAGCUACACUGAAGGCAGUGUGUGUUGUAAUGUAUAAUGUAUGUCAAGUAAAGUCUAAAUUCUGUUAAAGAUGUUAUUAGUAGAUGGCUACAAUUGUUAAUAAAUAAAAUGGAAAUGUA